Neltuma alba is the source of this 785-nucleotide messenger RNA. Its product is annotated as SKP1-like protein 1A. The coding region runs from base 79 to 537 and encodes 152 amino acids. The transcript is spliced from 2 exons. Gene Ontology annotation, biological process: ubiquitin-dependent protein catabolic process. The record is from RefSeq and is a predicted model, not a curated record. NCBI's taxonomy places the organism in Eukaryota, Viridiplantae, Streptophyta, Magnoliopsida, Fabales, Fabaceae.
CAAUCUGAAAAAGCAAGGGUUCGGGGUUUGAGUUUUCGUCUUCGCAUCGAAGAGUUGCGAAAAUCGUGUUGUGUGAUCAUGUCUUCGAGGAAAAUUGUUUUGAAGAGCUGCGAUGAUAAAUUUUUUGAAGUUGAUGAGGCCGUGGCGCUUGAGUCGCAAGUGAUCAAACUCGGGAUUGAGGACGUUUGUGUUGACACCGUCUUCCCUCUGCCCAACGUUGCAAGUAAUAUCUUGCCCAAGGUAAUCGAGUACUGCAAGAAGCACGUCGAGGCGGCCAAUUCCGAGGAGAUCUCCGAAGAUCUCGAAGCCUGGGAUGCUGAAUUCGUAAGGGUUGACCGUUCUGUGCUCUUUGAUCUCAUUUUGGCAGCUAACUACUUGAACAUUAAGAGCUUGCUGGACCUAACAUGCCAGACUGUGGCAGACAUGAUCAAGGGGAAGACACCCGAGGAGAUUCGGGAGACCUUUAAUAUCCAGAAUGAGUUUACCCCGGAGGAAGAGGAGGAAGUCCGUCGGGAAAACCAAUGGGCAUUUGAAUAAAUUGUUUGUCUUUUGGAUUUACCAAUGUGGAUGCAUGCUACUAUAUGCUCAAUAGUUUAUCUCGCCGAGUCUAUAUUUCUGUUGCCUUUAUUCAUUUGUGAGACUUGAAUCUCUUGUUAAACAUGCGUAUUUGUAAAUGAUUAGCUGAAUUUGAAUAUAUUAGUUCUCGUGUUCAUUCGCUAUGAGGCGCAUUGUUUAUUGAAUGCCAUUAGCCUUAAGUCUAAAUCAUCUCGCAAUAUUAAGGGGUA